AUCCGAAAACAUAUAUAACAGACGGAACGGGUUACCUAUUAACUGUUUAAAAUAAUGUAUCUUCUGCUUUUGGAAUUACAAUUAAGAGUUGGAAUUACAAUUACAAUUCUGACAAAAUAUUGGCACAAACAGUGACACAAUUCUAUACUAGGGUGGUCCAACUUUGUAUGGAGAAAAAUACGUAAUCACAAUGCUCUACCGCUGACAACAAGAGGGGCGACUGCAAGAGUAUAUUGGAAUGCCCCCCACUCAGGGCAAUUGUGAACAAACCACGCCUGACGCCAGACGAGAUGAACUUCCUCAAAAAGUCAGCAUGUGGAUUCAUCGACACAAUACCUAAGGUUUGCUGUCCAUCAGCCACUGAACAAACUCCUUCUCCUCCACCUGGGCCGAAGACUUGUUUUACACCGGAGGGGAAUCAGGGCCAGUGUAUGAGUGUUUUCAAUUGUGAUCACAUUGCGAAGAGGUUGCAGUCCCCUACGGUCAAUGCUGAAGAUCGAGCUUAUGUCAACAGCAUUAGAUGUGUAAGUCCAAACCCUGGUUUCAACGUGUGCUGCGGGCCACCUCCAGGGCCACCGCCGCCGACCGGUCUGUGUCAACCUUCCACGGCACCGCCCGAUCCUAGAACUGAAUGUUGUGGGCUGGACGGAAGCAGUGCAAACAAGAUUACCGGCGGAACCGCAACAUCAAUCGACCAGUAUCCAUGGCUGGCGAUCGUUGAGUACAAAAAGGACAACAAGAUCAAGCUGCUUUGCGGUGGCGUGCUUAUUUCCGGGCGUUAUGUGCUCACGGCGGGUCACUGCGUGAAGGGGACAGUGCUCGAUGCAGGGACACCAACAAAUGUGCGUCUGGGUGAAUACGACACAUCGAAUAGCGGUCCCGACUGCGUACCCGUAGAAGGUGGAGAACCGGGAGAUAUGGACUGCACCACGGACCCAGUCAUCAUCCCUAUUGAGCACAUCAUUCCCCAUCCUGAGUACAAUCCACGUAACCCGCUGAGGAGACACGAUAUCGCUCUGCUGAGACUUUCAGAACUUGCACCCUAUACAGAUUUUAUUCGGCCGAUCUGCCUGCCAACGAGGGAUAUAAGCUCCAGCAUACCGUCCUCUGGCAGGUUAUUUGCAGCCGGUUGGGGAGCCAUCAAUGAAACACAUUCUAGCAGCAAAGUUAAGCUACACGUCGACUUGCCUUACAUUAGCCUUGAGGAAUGUCAACCGGCCUACAACGUGCCCAAACGCCGUGUCACUUUGUGGGGCGGCCAGGUGUGCGCUGGUGGCGAGAAAGGCAAGGAUUCCUGCAAAGGGGACUCAGGAGGGCCUCUCAUGUACUCCGAGGGAUCCACGUUCGAGGUGGUUGGCAUCGUCAGUUUCGGCCCAACGCCGUGUGGACUGGAAAAUAUUCCUGGAGUGUACACCAAAGUGUUUGAAUACUUGCCAUGGAUUAGAAGCAAUAUUCAGCCUUAAUUUUAGACUGACUUUAAGAAUAAGAACAUUGAUGCCAUAACAUUGGUCAACAUUUGCAUAAUUAAAAAAAUUACUAUAGCUUAUCUUUGAGUUAUCUUGUCCUCUAAUAAGCGGCGUACCGAUGGCCAAUACAAUGUAAAGGUCAGGUGCUAUGAUUGCCCUUAAGAUAUAGGUACGAACUCGAGUGCAUGCUAAAAAUUCAUAAAUGAAAUUGAAAGUGAGUUAACAUGAUUUCUGUAAAAACAAAUGAAAAAUGACUUCACGCGUCGACAAAACUACAGAAUACGUGAUAACGCCACUACGCCCCAAAUAAAAUUAACCUCACCCCUUGGCGGCAGAUUGACAGAAUCUCACUUCGAUACAAUGACGGAAUGUUCAAAACUUAUUGUAAAUACCAUUGUACGGGUGCUUGUCAAUUACAGUAAAAAAAAUAACAACUUUUUGACCCUGACAAAGGAUUAUUUGUAAAAAAGUUUUAAACAAGAUAAGCUUUAUGCUCUCUGUCCUUUGGCUUAUGCCCUAUUGAUUUUCCGACAAACAAUACGCCGAUUUUCGAUUCGCCGACAACGAUUCGCAGACGGGUUCUUUGGCCGAGUAACGAUUGGCAGAAUGUCAUUACGCAUAAAAGUCGUUUGCACGAGUAGUCAAUACGCAGAACAUUAAUACGCAUAUUUACUUUUCGUAGAAUAAUCAUUUAGUAAUUGUCACGAUUACCCGAGAAACUAUUGGUCGAAACACAAUAAAUGAUUAUUUGGCAUUAAUAUUGAUUAACGGUUCUAUCGAUUUCGAUGAAAUUUGCUAUAUGGGGGGCGAAAAAUCAAUCUAGCUAGAUUGUAUCUCUGGGAAAACACGCAUUUUUGAGUUUUAUAUGUUUUACGAGCGGUCUCCCAGAUAUUUAAAACCUAUAUUGCAUAGGUACCAUCGCCCACACUGUUAAGGCCACGUUCACGCGGCGACUAUUCGAUUCGAUAUUUUCUCGCAUACGGUUUCAUCGUAUACGGGACGGCCAUUCACACGGUGCGAGGUCCACUCGGUUUUUUCACGUAUGCGGUCUCCCCGUAUACGUGACAGCCGUUCACACGGCGUCUAUUAUCUGCCACCACAUCAUCAGUCGUUGAGUGCACGCCGACAUGGAUCCCCGUAUGGAUAAAUAACUCGAUCGUAAUCGGCAAUCCGUCCUCCAUUAUGACCUUAGCAAACGACGUUCCAAACACAACUGCCGGCUGCCUACCCCGCGCGCGUCUCGUAUACGAGAAAUCAGUUUGUCCGUGUGAACGAACUAACGUAAACACAAGCGCCACUGAGCAUCGCGUUCGAUAAAAUCGUUCCGACAAUCUCGGGUUCCCGGUGCCAAGACCCUACGGUAUACGGUAAAAAAAUUACUCGAAUAUGAGAUUUUCUCGUAUAGACGCCAUGUGAUCGAUUUUCAGAGUUGCCAUACAAAUUUUGCUGCCACUACGAUAUUCGAUAAAAUCUCGUAGACGAUAAACGGGAAAAAUGACGCCGUGUGAACGUAGCCUAACUGUUCAUCGGGGACCUUAUUACAAAAGGCAUAAGGUUCAUCGGUGGACACUUAAGAGUGUUGCUGUUUGUACAAUACCUAUGCUUUUGUUCAUAUUUAAGUUAAAAAUUUAUUCAAACCUAAACUAGAAGUAAUCACGGUAUAAACGAACGGGUAAAAACGAACUGCGUUUCGUUACAGCUAAAUGUGAACAUGAUUAUUAAUUCAAGCAAUUGUGUGAGGUUUUUAGUCUAUCAAGUAUUAGAAAACAUAAAAAUUCUGAAAAUUUAGUACAAACAACUGUUUGCAUUUAUUGACUGCCGAAGGUUUUUUUACACAUUUAUUGAAUGUAGGAAUGGGAGCCCUCUUUGAGAAGGGCUCCAUAGACCUUCCAACAAAUCCCAUGCCAUUUUCGGUACAUUGCUGAAUAAGUAGAAGCAAAAAAUUUUAUAAAUCGACUUCAUUCCCAGAAGGAGGAGGUGCUGUAUUCGGUUGCGGCUAUGUUUUUUUUUGUUCACCGAUUCCUCCGAGACCCGUGGUUCGAUUUGAGUAAUUAUUUUUUUAUUACCUCCAAAGUGGUCCCAUAUUAAUCUGGUUUUGAUCUGAUCAUGGAAUCCAUGAGGAAUUGAGGGAACUCCUCAGUUUUUAAUGGAAUGUGUAUGGUGAUUUGGAUGUUUUCUUAAGAAACUCGAGCAUUUUCUCUCGAAAGCCACCAAUUUGAUGUAGUGCAACUGUAGGCUUACCACGAGUUUGACACUAGAUAUUCGUUAACGUCUUAAUAACUUACUUUUUAUACAUAUACUUAACGCAUCCUAUACUUAAAAAAGGAUAAAUAAUAUUUUAUUUCAUCCUUUUUGAGUUCGUGUUCUUUUUUCUAGUAAAUUUUUUUUUGUUGAAAUAACCAUGUAUAAAAUGUGAAACGUUAUUCGACUAAACAUUCCUUAAACGAAAAGAUUACUCUGCCAAAUGAAAAUCGUGUAAUAAUAGUUCUGCUAAUUUACACAGAAGCGAACUGUAAAUAAAUAGUGUAAAAUAAAUUAAAUGUGUAAAUAAAUUCGAUUUCGAAACGUGACGUACGCGUUUGCGUUAAGUCUCAUUUUGUAUGGGUUUUUGAACAGCGCGCCAAGCGGGACGUUUUGGAAAGUCAAAAAUCUCAUACAAAAUGACACUUAACGCAAACGCGUACGUCACGUUUCGCUGUCGAAAAUAUUUACACUAGGGGUACUGAACUGUAUGUGAACCAAGAGUUUGCGUAACGUUAGUCUACCAAAAGUUUCAUCUACAAAUUAAUCACUCUGCGAAACGAUAUUCGGCGAAUCGUAGUCUGCGAAUCGAUAAUCUGCGAAUUAAUUUUCGGAGAAUCACUAGGUACCCCCUUUGGCUAUAUUUAUAAGAUUUGUGAUACAUACUUGGGAAUUGCACAUUUGUCAAACUAAUAGGAGAUUGCAGAAUGAACUGAUGCAGUAGGUUAACAACUUAAUGAGAUUAAUUGAUGAUUAAAUAAUAAGCUUUA
Molecule: messenger RNA, 4477 nt
Organism: Cydia pomonella (codling moth)
Lineage: Eukaryota; Metazoa; Arthropoda; Insecta; Lepidoptera; Tortricidae
Product: phenoloxidase-activating enzyme-like
Exons: 8
Coding region: 291-1463 (390 amino acids)
Biological process (GO): proteolysis
Molecular function (GO): serine-type endopeptidase activity
Source: RefSeq, a predicted model, not a curated record